Molecule: messenger RNA, 848 nt
Organism: Arabidopsis thaliana (thale cress)
Lineage: Eukaryota; Viridiplantae; Streptophyta; Magnoliopsida; Brassicales; Brassicaceae
Exons: 1
Coding region: 97-702 (201 amino acids)
Source: RefSeq, marked reviewed
ACAAUUACACUUUAACCUGUUUAAUUCCUUCUUCUUCUUCUUCUUAUUCUAGUCCUCACCAUUCACUCACAAAACCAAAGAAAAGAAACCAGAGAGAUGGAUCAAAUAAAACCGGAGUUUCUGAAGAAAUUGACCAAGUUUAUAGCAGUUUCGAUGUGGAUUUUAUCUCUUUUAACCAGCCACGACUUCUAUUUAUAUAGGUUCAUGAUCCAACUCGUAACACACGCAGUAGAUAAAAACUACAUGUUCCUCCUCUGCAAUGGUCUCGUAGUGGUUGUUGCUAAGUGUUCUGGUUUGGUCGCUUCGUCCAAACCAAUAGAGAAAAUUUGGAGUAAUACCGAUAAAACCUUUGAUUAUGGAGAUUUCGAGAGUUACACUACGAUACUGGAGCUAGAGUAUAAAUCUGAUCAUGGAAUAGGAACAGAGUCCUUUCUUGCAGAGGAAGUUACAGUGGAGGAAGAUACAAAACAUCAAGAAACCGAGGACAACGAAGAAGAAGAUGACGACGACAACACAUUAGCAGAUAAUGAUGGAGAGGAAGAGUGUGGUCUUCGUGGCGGAUCUAUAAACGAGGAAGAAGAAGGGAACGUAGGAGUGAUGACAUCGACGGAGGAGGAGAUGAAUAAGAAAUUCGACGAGUUCAUCAGAAAGAUGAAGGAAGAGCUUAGAAUCGAAGCUAAACGGCAUUUAAUCCUUGUUUGAGUACUUUCUAAUUAAUCAGUUUUGUUUAAGUUUAAUCAAACGCAAUUUGCUCAUAUAGAGAGCGAGUUACGUUUUCUAGCUUCUUCUACAUCCUCCUAGCCUCUGUAAGCAUCUCUUUUAAUGGAAUCCUUUUUAAAUCUAAGUAA